Molecule: messenger RNA, 646 nt
Organism: Lycium ferocissimum
Lineage: Eukaryota; Viridiplantae; Streptophyta; Magnoliopsida; Solanales; Solanaceae
Product: pectinesterase inhibitor-like
Exons: 1
Coding region: 21-551 (176 amino acids)
Biological process (GO): negative regulation of catalytic activity
Molecular function (GO): pectinesterase inhibitor activity
Source: RefSeq, a predicted model, not a curated record
AAAACAUUUAAGCAUACAAAAUGACUCUCUCAUAUAACUUUGCCCCAUUUCUAAUAGUUGUUCUACUAUCAAUCUCCUCUGCGUCAACAAGUGUAAGAGCAGAUCUAGUAGACGAUGUUUGCUCGAAAACACAAAAGCCCGCUAUAUGUUUAUCCGCUUUAAGGGCGGAUCCUCGAUCCAAAGGUGCAAAUCUUGAAGGCCUUGCGACUAUCUCAAUAGACACAUCACUAAAGAACGCACAAUCUGCACGUAAUCUUGUUAAUACGUUGCUUAAACAAGCCACUGAUCCAAAAUUAAAGACACGAUAUGCUUCGUGUUUGGAGAAUUACAACGACGCUGUUGAUGAAAUUGGAGGAUUGCCAGCUUUUUUGAAGUCUAAAGACUAUGGCGGUUUGAAUAUUCAUGCUUCCGCUGCUUCCGAUGGUCCUUCUACGUGUGAUGAUAAUUUUUCAGGACCACCCGCUGAAGCGCCCCAACUCAAAGAUGCUAGUGACAAGCUUCAAGGACUUAUUAGUAUUAUUUUAGUUGUUAGCAAUCUAUUGAAAGGGUAGAUACAUAGAAAUUUAUAGAUUUAUGCAAGGUAUCGGUAAUCUACUUGAAAUUUUUUAAAUGAAAGUUAUUAAAUCAUAAAUUAUAUUUUCCAGCA